AUGUCGUACCACGAAGAAGAAGAGGCCACUGCAACUCAGUAUGAUCCGUACGCCUUCUCAAAUGACUAUGAUCUGCACACCGGUGACCCUAAAGCAGACCUUGCCUACGAGAGGCAGUACGAGCAGCAGACUUACCACGUCAUCCCAGAGGUUAUCAAGAACUUCCUGCAGUAUUUCCACAAAACUAUCUCUGACUUGAUUGACCAGAAAGUCUAUGAGCUGCAGUCAAACCGUGUGUCCAGUGAGAGCAUUGAGCAGAAGAUCUACGAGAUCCAGGACGUUUAUGAGAACAGCUGGAACAAGUUGACCGAGCGUUUCUUUAAGACGUCCCCCUGGCCAGAGGCUGAGGGCAUCGCAUCACUUGUUGGCAACGAUGCUGUGUUCCUCAUCCUUUAUAAGGAACUGUAUUACAGACACAUCUAUGCCAAAGUCAGCGGUGGCCCAACUUUGGACCAGAGGUUUGAGUCAUACUACAAUUACUGCAACCUCUUCAACUACAUUCUGAAUGCUGAUGGACCUGCCCCUUUGGAGCUGCCAAACCAGUGGCUCUGGGACAUCAUUGAUGAGUUUAUUUACCAGUUCCAGUCUUUCAGUCAGUACCGCUGUAAGACGGCCAAAAAGUCGGAUGAGGAAAUCGAGUUCCUGAGGAACAACCCGAAGAUCUGGAACGUCCACAGUGUCCUCAACGUCCUCCACUCCCUGGUCGACAAGAGUAACAUCAAUGGUCAGCUUGAGGUUUACACCAGUGGAGGAGACCCCGAAAGCGUGGCUGGGGAGUAUGGGCGCCACUCCCUGUACAAGAUGUUGGGCUACUUCAGCUUGGUCGGACUUCUGAGGCUUCACUCACUCCUGGGGGAUUAUUACCAGGCCAUUAAAGUCCUGGAGAAUAUUGAACUCAACAAGAAGAGUAUGUACUCUCGUGUGCCCGAGUGCCAAAUCACCACCUAUUACUAUGUGGGCUUUGCCUACCUAAUGAUGCGACGCUACCAGGAUGCAAUCAGGGUUUUUGCCAACAUCCUCCUGUACAUCCAGAGGACAAGAAACAUGUUCCAGAGGUCCACAUAUAAAUACGAGAUGAUCAACAAACAAAACGAGCAGAUGCAUGGCCUGCUGGCAAUUGCCCUCACCAUGUACCCCAUGCGCAUCGAUGAGAGCAUCCACACCCAGCUGAGGGAGAAGUAUGGAGACAAGAUGCUCCGCAUGCAGAAGGGAGACCUGGCUGUGUUCGAGGAGUUGUACAGCUUUGCCUGCCCCAAGUUCCUGUCCCCUGUGGUACCAAACUACGACAAUGUCCACCCGAACUACCACAAAGAGCCCUUCCAGCAGCAGCUGAAGGUCUUCGCCGAGGAGGUGCAGCAGCAGGCUCAGCUCUCCACCAUUCGGAGCUUCCUGAAACUCUACACCACCAUGCCAGUAGCCAAACUGGCAGGAUUCCUGGACAUGACGGAGCAGGAGUUCCGUAUUCAGCUUCUGGUCUUCAAGCACAAGAUGAAAAACCUGGUGUGGACCAGCGGCAUCUCGGCGCUGGAGGGAGAGUUCCAGUCCGCCUCCGAGGUCGACUUCUACAUCGACAAGGACAUGAUCCACAUUGCCGACACUAAAGUCGCCCGUCGGUACGGAGACUUUUUCAUCAGACAGAUCCACAAGUUUGAAGAGUUAAACAGGACGCUGAAGAAGAUGCCAGUCACUGCAACGACGGGGACAGCAGGGAGCGCCACCAGCCGAUGA
Menidia menidia (Atlantic silverside) is the source of this 1728-nucleotide messenger RNA. The record is from the annotation of a GenBank genome assembly. NCBI's taxonomy places the organism in Eukaryota, Metazoa, Chordata, Actinopteri, Atheriniformes, Atherinopsidae.